Clupea harengus (Atlantic herring) is the source of this 3020-nucleotide messenger RNA. RefSeq names its product GTPase IMAP family member 8-like. The record is from RefSeq and is a predicted model, not a curated record. Gene Ontology annotation, molecular function: GTP binding. NCBI's taxonomy places the organism in Eukaryota, Metazoa, Chordata, Actinopteri, Clupeiformes, Clupeidae.
GAGGCCGUUCGAGCGUCGCGCGAUUUAAUACGGAAUUUGGAAGAAAACUUGAUUCAGUGUCGCCUGUAUUCAGUCUGAAACAAGGCUCAUUGCAUUUCAUGACAGGCUAUUGUGUUAUACAGCUGCCAUGGCCACUUAUUUAGUCACACCCCUUAAAACAUUUUUUUUUUAACAAAUAUUUAUUGAUGUGAUAAGUUGAGUUAAGUUUCGUUUUGCUGUAACCCCACCCUCUCUAGAUUUCAGCCGUGUCCAACGCCUCAGUUGAUGCGUGUAUGUUUAUCUCGGCAACUUUCUUCAAGUGCUACGCAACUGGAUCCGCGAAGAAAUGGAAAGAAGACACAUAAAAGGUGAUUACAAAGAUGAUGAGAGGACUUGCGAGAAAGCCAGUGACCAAGGAUGGGAUCAAACCCCAACUGGCCAGCGACCUAGAACCUACAGUAACCGACGACCUAGGUUUUCCCAAAUGCAAAUAAAUUCUCAGACAUCUACUAGUCGCAAUUGGAACACUGAAGAAUUUCUACCUAACGAUGGCCUGUCUCUCAGGCCAGGAGGAGGAACAAGCUACCAAAAACAACAACCCCGCUUUUUCCAUGCAUGCCAAAGCUCACCCACUUCUCUGACCGGCCAGAAUCCAGCUUCUCAGACUGGUCAUACUACUGAAAUUGGUGAAGAUCCGCAAAUACCCAUUGUCUCUCAACUCAGCCAUAACCAGCAGACCUCACAGGCUGACCAGAAUCAGAGCCAAGGAAAAGGAAUGGAAAGAACUUCGCUGUCAUUGGACUCCUCAUCCACACCAACAGAUCGCUCACCUGCCGAACUGAGACUGGUGUUGGUAGGCAGGACCGGGGCAGGCAAGAGUGCAACAGGAAAUACCAUACUGGGGAAAAAGUGUUUCCGCUCACAGCUGGGUACGAGCUCAGUGACCAAAGAAUGUGAGAGAGCACGUGCCACUGUGCGAGGGCGAAAUCUGCUUGUGGUGGACACACCGGGUUUCUCUAAUGCCAUGCUAUCCCAGGAUGCCGUGCAGCAGGAAGUGCAGAGGUGCCGUGAGCUGUGUUCACCAGGCCCCCAUGCCGUGCUGCUGAUCGUUCCUCUGGGACGCUUCACAGAAGAGGAAAGACAGGGAGUCGACACAAUCCAGCAACUCUUCAGUAAUGAAGUGCCCGGUCGCACCAUACUUGUCUUCACCCAUGCUGACAUGCUAAAGGGAAAGUCCAUCCAAGAUUUCAUUUCCAAACAGAGUCAAAACAUUCAGGAGCUGGUAGAGAAGUUCAGUCGUCGCUUCAUAGCCAUCAACAACAGAGACCCAGGAGACGGAAGGCAAGUGGACCAGCUCCUAGAGAUGGCUGAUAAUCUACGCAUGCUGCAUCUGGCCAACCCUGCCAGCCCGUUGCGACUGGUCCUUGUGGGCAGAACUGGUACGGGCAAGAGUGCAACAGGAAACACCAUACUGGGGAAAAAGUGUUUCCCCUCAGAGCUCAGCAUGAGCUCUGUAACACAAGAAUGCCAGAGAGAGAAGGGCGUGCAAGGGCGUGAUCUGGUUCUGAUUGACACACCUGGCCUGUUUGACACAUCGCUUGCCGGGGAAGUUGUGCAACGCGAGAUAAUCCGGUGCCUUACCUUUUCCUACCCGGGGCCACAUGCAGUGCUGCUAACAGUGCGUCUUGGAAGCUCCACUGAAGAGGAAUGGCGUAGCAUCGACAUGAUUGAGGAAAUGUUCCAGGCCGAAGUCAGGCGCUACAUUAUUCUCGUCUUCACCCAUGCAGACCAGCUGGAGGGAAAUCAAAUCCAGGACUUCAUCAGGCAAGACCCGAGACUCCAGAAGCUUGUGAAGCGGUUUGACGGUCGCUAUGUAGCCUUUAACAAUAUGGACUCGGAAGACCGCAGUCAGGUGACCCAGCUGCUGGAGAUGGUUGACAGCCUUCUGGUACGCAAUGAGAAUCAGUAUUUCACCAACCACCUCACACAGGAGAUAGAGGGGGCUGUGGCUGAGCUGCUGUCAGAGGCUAGAGCUAAGGGGGAAGGGAGUGGUGGCAGGUUCCAGACCUUUUACAGAUGGUGCCAAAGUCAUCCUUUUAUCCUUCUUGCUGUAGGGGUCGGCGGGCUUGCAAUGGGGCCUUUAGUGAUGGGUGCCAUGGCCCCUGCAGUAGUCACAACAGAAGUUGGAGUAGGAGCAGGAGCAUAUCUGGCAAAUCUGAUGAUAACAAUCGGUCUGGAGGACGUAGCUGUAAAUGCAAUACUGAUGAAGCUAGCAGCUAAAGGCCUACUGGGUGGUGUAGGGGUGGUUGGUGGGGGAGGUGGGGCAGCAGGGGCAGCGGCAGCAGCAGCAGGGGCAGCAGCGGCAGCAGCAGGGGCAGUAGGGGCAGCAGCAGGGGCAGUAGGGGCAGCACUUGCUGCUGCACAGUGUUGUAUACAGUAAUCUUGUGGAUUCACACUACGUGAACAUAAUAUUUUUGUCUUUAUUGUGGACACAUGGUCCAUACUAGAUUAAAAUAUAUACAAAUACAGCACACAGAAAACAAUGACAAUAAAUAUACAGUAAUGACAAUCCAUAAAUUACAGACAAAUCACAAUACUAUAUUCAUGAAUUCAUAUGCACCUUCACAUAAUACUGACACAUUAUACUGCAUUAUACAUACAUACAUUAUACUGUUUCUUUAUAAAUAUGCGCAUGUUAAUAGAAGAGUGUAGAUGAACUUUUACAGUAAUCAAACUUUUUUUGAUAGAAUGUCCCUUGAUUGUAUUAUUUUAAUUUGGAGUGUAACAUGUUGCUUCUGUUUUAGUGGUGAAGAUAAUAAUCUAAAUCUAAUUCCAGUCAAUGCCAUUUACAUAACCACAUAUACAUAUCUAUGCAAUUGUUUUUUCAUUGCAAUUCAAUUGUCUUUAUUAUUUCCCAAUUUUUUUUCAUCAAAAUCAUAGUAAUGCAUACUCAAGACACCAUCAUUGUUCACACUACUCUAUUCGCUAUUAUACUCACAACUGGUAAUAAAAUGAAAUAAAUAAAAUAUAAACAUUCCUCA